AUGGGCGUUUUGUGGAUAUUGCUACUCAUCACAAGCACCGCAAUACGGACAAAGACAUGGUAUCUGGUUGCUGUCGGAUUCGUAGGAAUGGCACAGAACUUGUUCCUCGGUGCUGUUGUUCGUUCAGAGAUCAUCUCGGAACGAAAGGUCAUGUGGACUUUGAUGAGACUAGAGUUGAAGUACAAGGGAUUCGGCAAGACUCUUCUUCCAGAAUUCUUCCUGGGUAUUUUGAGAAAGGAGGAGACAGAUUGGUGGUCUUCGACUAACGAGGAAGAGAGAAAGAAGAUACUGGAGGAUGCCGUAGCGCGCUGA
Alternaria atra is the source of this 312-nucleotide messenger RNA. RefSeq lists its product as uncharacterized. Bases 1 to 312 code for a protein of 103 amino acids. Lineage: Eukaryota; Fungi; Ascomycota; Dothideomycetes; Pleosporales; Pleosporaceae. The record is from RefSeq and is a predicted model, not a curated record. The transcript has 2 exons.